CUAAUUGUCCUGUUGUCUUUCCUGUUCCCUCUGUCUACUUUUGCCAUGCUGAAUUCCAUUCACUGACUUGUUACACCCCAUGUUCGAUGCUUUCCAUCUACGUCCAUUGUCUCAGAUGCACAUCUUAUAGGCCCAAGGUUGUAUGCUAUAAUGCUAUAUACAUCUACAUCGGGAGACGUACGAGCAAGCGGACGAGGCACAGUGCUUAUUCCCAUCUUGCUCCCACCUGUUUGUCCACACCCUUUGUCGUGGACAGUCACAUAAACACACACACACACACACACCCCCGAAGAAGCCAAUGA
Molecule: messenger RNA, 302 nt
Organism: Periconia digitata
Lineage: Eukaryota; Fungi; Ascomycota; Dothideomycetes; Pleosporales; Periconiaceae
Source: the annotation of a GenBank genome assembly